UGAAGCUUGGACCUCCAGCAGCUGCUGAGCAUGUCCUAUCAACAGCUGACGCAGCUGCACAGUGUCUUUCAGCAGCAGAGGCUGAAUUGGAGUGUGCAGAGGAAGCAGCACUCACUGCUGAAGCAACCACACAAGGCUACGAAGGAGGCCUCCCUAAUGGAGAAGCCCAAGGUAGUUAAGGCCCACCUUCAGGACAUGAUCAUCGUGCCUGAGACGGCAGGCAACAUGGUGGGUGUCUACAAUGGCAAGGCCUCCAACCAGGUGGAAAUCAAGCCUGAGAUGAUUGGCCACUACUUGGGUGAGUUCUCCCUCACCACUAAGCUUGUGAAGCAUGGUAAGCCCCCCAUCGGAGCCACCCACUCCUCCAACUUUGUCCCUCUGAGGUAGCCUAUUUGGCCAAUAAAGGCACGGAGUUUUCUGAAAGAAAGAAAUAAUUCAUGGAUAAUAAAAAGAGUGCUAGUCAUCAUUGGGGCUUUCAU
Molecule: messenger RNA, 479 nt
Organism: Hyaena hyaena (striped hyena)
Lineage: Eukaryota; Metazoa; Chordata; Mammalia; Carnivora; Hyaenidae
Product: 40S ribosomal protein S15-like
Exons: 1
Coding region: 31-387 (118 amino acids)
Biological process (GO): translation; ribosomal small subunit assembly
Cellular component (GO): ribosome; cytosolic small ribosomal subunit
Molecular function (GO): RNA binding; structural constituent of ribosome
Source: RefSeq, a predicted model, not a curated record